Messenger RNA from Rana temporaria (common frog), 946 nucleotides. Its product is annotated as mediator of RNA polymerase II transcription subunit 12-like protein. Gene Ontology annotation, cellular component: mediator complex. The record is from RefSeq and is a predicted model, not a curated record. Bases 67 to 618 code for a protein of 183 amino acids. Lineage: Eukaryota; Metazoa; Chordata; Amphibia; Anura; Ranidae. Gene Ontology annotation, molecular function: beta-catenin binding. The transcript has 5 exons.
GCUUUACUUUAACAUUACUUAUAUAUAUGCAUUAUUGUGUUUCAGCCCUUUCCACAUGGGUAUACAAUGUAUGGCACCCAGGUGCCAGUGCAGCAGCAUCAAAGUGGCAAUAUAUUACUUUCACCUAGUUAUAAUCCACGGACCAAUGCCACUGCUCUUCCAAGCUCUGACCUAGUAGAACGGCUACGACAGAUGCAGCAACAGCCCAGUGGAUACUUGCAACAGCAGGGAGCCACCUAUAUACAGUCCAUGGCAAGUAAUCAACGGUUUACUCAUCCAGCUUUGCAGAAUGCUUUGGUUGGAGGAGGUCUUGAGCAAGGAACCACCCAAGUCCCUCACACGAACAUUAACUCAGUGCAACUUAAUCAAGAGCAAGCUAGACAAAGACAGCAGCACAUGCGCCAGCAAAGGCUUAUACAGCUGCAGCAACAACAUUCCCAGCAAGCCAUUGGUCUUCAAGCCAUGCAAGCACAACAGCCUUUGUUCUCCAGACAAGGCUUACAACAAACUCAACAACAACAGCAAACUGCAGCCUUGGUCAGACAGCUUCAAAAACAACUUUCAAGUAACCAGGCACAGCAAGCAGCCAAUUUGUAUGGGGAUCCUUCAAAUUUUUAAGUCUGGACAAGAUUCUAAAAUAUUUUGGUUUUCAUUACAUUGUACAUAUUUCGCAAUCCAGUAUGAGCAAGUUAUAAUGUUUCCAGGUAGUGUGAAUGCUUUCGGAGAGUGUUGCUUUUUCCUUGAAAGAAAAGGUUUUUGGAAAACAAUAUUUUGCUGGCUUGGAAAACAAAAGAAGCAAGUUCUGUGUUUCAUUCUUUUUUAAUACUUAGACAAGGACAUUGUCGAUGUGCUGAUGGACUUACAGAUGCACUGGACCAAACUUCUGAAUUAUAAAAUACUUUCAUAUUUAACUUAAAAUGAUCUUGUAUAAAAGUGGCUGACUUUA